Molecule: messenger RNA, 360 nt
Organism: Aureococcus anophagefferens
Lineage: Eukaryota; Pelagophyceae; Pelagomonadales; Pelagomonadaceae
Exons: 2
Coding region: 1-360 (119 amino acids)
Source: RefSeq, a predicted model, not a curated record
AUGGAGACCGAGGAUAUUCCCGAGUACGACGUGCGGAGCGAGCGCGCGGGCCGCCGAGGGAAGACGCUGUUCCUCGAGACCUGGGUGUCCCUCGAGGACACGCCCGUGCUCUCGACCGUGCUGCCGGCCGUCCAGGACGUCUGCGAGACGGUCGCGCUCAAGGCCACGGGCAAGACGCUCGGCCAGCUCGACAACAGCCACAUCUCGCCGCUCCUCGCGCACAUCGACGUCGAGUACCUCGACGGCGCGGCGAGGAAAACGGUAGACCUCUGGAGCGUCGUCAUCCAGAAGCUCGCCGCGGACAUGCUCAUGAAGCACGUCCACGACUUCAAGGCGGAGAUGUUUUCGAAGGAGGACUAG